Brienomyrus brachyistius is the source of this 3384-nucleotide messenger RNA. RefSeq names its product glycerol-3-phosphate acyltransferase 2, mitochondrial (gene gpat2). Gene Ontology annotation, cellular component: mitochondrial membrane. Bases 309 to 2684 code for a protein of 791 amino acids. The transcript is spliced from 22 exons. The record is from RefSeq and is a predicted model, not a curated record. Lineage: Eukaryota; Metazoa; Chordata; Actinopteri; Osteoglossiformes; Mormyridae.
UGUUGUAAUUAUGGUUUAACUGAUGUAUUUUAAUAAUGUUCCCUGAGGGUAUGACUUCUGAACAGGUCUGUUAUAUCAGUGUUAAGCUGUGAGCAGGUAAUACCCAGCUGUGGUAGGGAGCGCAGAAUGACUCACCGUGUCUCUGAUGCAUAAACAGUGUCACCGAAGUGCUGGACGGCCUGCGUGGAACCAGCCAGCUUGCUGUCUGCUGAAUCUGUACGUGUUCGUUUUGGCCAGCGGGGAACACACAGUGCUGGAGGGUCACAUGGUUUCCACCCCCGGCAGGUCUCAGCCCCCCAGGCACUGGAAUGCUGCUUGAAGAGGGAGGGGGGCCCCCAAGCCCUGCUCACAAGCAACCCCCCAAGCCAAGGCUCCCGUUUUUGUGGAGACUCAAGAUGAGGAAGAAGUUAAAGACCAUUCCCUCGGUCCUGGGCAUCUUCAGACCAGUGGUAGGACGGUGCUGCCAUCAGUGCACCCCCAAGAGCCUGGGAUGGAAGCUGCUGCAGCCAUCGCCCUCCCUGGGAUUUCGGGACCUGCUGAGCAUAAAUGAGACUCACACCAGGUACCGGGGCUGGCUCGUCAGGCGGCUGUGCGGCCUGGCGUUCGUCUGGGGGUGCAGGGUGGAUCCUGGCGUCACCACUGACAUCGCCGAGCAGGUCCGCAGCAGUGAGCGGGUGCAGAAGAUGCUCUCCUCUGCAAACAGUGUGUUUGAAGUUUCCGACCAGCAGCAGCAACGCCCCAUGCUCAACACCAGGGGGCAGGCUUCCCAUUUCUACUCUCACGUUGAAGUCAGCAUAUCACCAAUGCUACUUAGAGUGGCCAGUUGGAUGCUACUUAAACUAUUGAGUUUCCUAUUCUGUAACAUCCAGAUCAACCUCAACCAGGUGGCUGCCCUCCAAAGAGCCACAGAGAUGGGGGCUCCCCUGGUCUUCUUGUUCCAGCAGCAGUGUGCUUUUGAUUACGUCCUCAUCCCACACAUCCUCUUCUGUCACAACCUGAGGGUCCCCUACACCGUGUGUCACCUCCAGCCCGGAAGUUGCUGGUUCAGACUGGUCCUCCAGCGACUGGGCAUGGUCUGUCCCCCACCCAGGCCAGAGGGGGAUGCAGAGGCGAGCCGCUUGUAUGAAGCCAUUAUGACUUCUUUCAUCAGCGUGCUGCUCCGGGAGGGCCAGAGCGUAAGCUUAGCUCUGCCUGGGGCCCACCAGCAGAGGCCGGAGGAGCUGGUGAGACUGCAAGAGGCGCUGAGGGACGGCUGCGUGCCCGACGUCAGCCUGGUGCCCGUGGCCAUCGCGUACGACCUGCCUCCGCAGCACGCCCUCCGGGGUCAGCAGAGCCCCUGGUCCUUGUGUUGGUCCCUUGCGUCUCUACUAUGGGAAGGUCGCCGGGGAAGCGUCAGGAUCCACUUCGCUCAGGCCUUCUCUCUGAAGGAGAUGUGCGAGUCUAGUAGGUGCCAUGUGAAUGGAGGGCGCCCCCUGCAGGAGCUCCUCUUACCCAGCAUUCUUGACAAAAGCUCUGAGUCGUUAUUUGGGUGUACGUCAGUGUCCUCGAUGUCCCCCACCUCCCGCUGCCCUGAGUCACCCCCGUCAGAGAGAGAGCUGAGCAUUGCUCUCAGUCUGCAUCUUCUCCAUGCAACCUCCACCUGCACGGCCAUCAUGUCCACCGCCUUGGUGUCGUGUCUCCUGCUGCAUAAACAUCGUGAGGGCGUUCGUCUGUCCCAGCUCUGCCGGGACGUCUUAUGGCUCUUGGAGGAGGUCGUGUUCCGGAACCGGGACGUGGGAUUCGGGGGGUCGUUGCCAGAAGUGGUGUGCCACGCUGUGUCCCUGCUGCAGCCCCACCUGCACCUAGUGCAGCUGCCCCACACAGCAGACCCCCUCCUGGCCCCCCGGUCAUCUCGCACCGCCAUCCUAGCCCUGGCGGGGCGCUGCCCCCUCCUCACUCACGUCUUCAUCAUGGAGGCCGUCGGAGCCUGUGCUGUGCUGGCUACGCUCUGCGAGGUGGCAGCCUGCGGCGGAGGCGGCAGCGAGGUGGAGUUCGACGUAGUGCUGAGCCAGGACGAGCUGAGCGAGAGGGCCCUGCAGCUCUGCCACCUGCUGCCCGCUGCCGGAUAUUUCCCCCCUUGUCAAUCGCCCUACGCCUUUGCCCUGGAUGCCGUGGACAGCCUGGUGCACUGUGGCGUCCUGGUCCUGGAGGAGCAGCCCCAGGGCCAGCGCAUGUACGACUACUGGAAGAGGGAGAAGGUGCUGAUAUGGAGCUCUGCUGAUGAUGGCGACCUCAGUGACUCAGACUGCGAGAAGCAGGAGACGCGCUGUUACAAGCUCGGCCAGCCUAGCCAGGGUCCGGAGCUGUUCUUUUUCCUGUGCAGUUUGCUAAGCGUUCAGCUGAGGGCGCUCUCCUGGGCUGUUGAGGGGUUGGAGUUCCUAAAAAGCCCUCUCCCAGAGCCGGACUGUGUGGCGUGGCUCCAGAGCUUCCUGUGUGACAGAGCCAGUUGGGGGUGGAGGCGGUACGAAAGUACAUCAGCCGACGUCGUGAGAGCAGCGGUCCAUACCUUCAUCGAUCUGGGGGUGCUGGAGAGGCUGGAGGAGCAGGCCGGAGUGAGAGUCCUCCUGGGGCUCAGUCCUCUCUUCCAGCAGCCUGAGAACAGAAAGAAGCUUCACCGCUUCAUCGAGCAGUUUGUUUACAAAUAGCCAUCUGUCGACAAACACUGUCCACCCCCCGCUGGCGGCCUGGCAUCUCAAGAGCUUACAUGAACACGACCUGCCCACUUAGCUGUGCUCUCACAGCCGCGCUGGGUGAGGCCUGGGCAGCGGCCAGAUCCAUUCCGAUGCAGAAGAGGGGUCAAUGAGUGUGCUAUCCAUGCCGGGCACACCUACUUAGUCUGCGGUGGAACAAUCUCUCUGCCCAAUUCACUGGAGCUUAACCCUGUUUUCAGGUUUAGUAUUCAACUGCAGAGUGACCAUCACAUUGCAGGUAUCGCUCCGCUGCAUAUUUGUACACCUCGGAGAUUUUCCGUCUUCCAGCUUUGUUCACUGACCUCAUAGGGUCACAAUUUUUAUGUUUAUAGAACAUGACGUUUCGCCAAUAAAGGAAUCAUUUUGAAGCUCACUUUUCAUAGACUUGUUUGCUGUCAUGUGACAGUUGCAGGAUUUAUUAUUUUUUAGAGGUGUUUUGACUUUUCUUCAUGUUGGUCUGAAGUUUAACUGAUUAUUUAAUUUCAGUAUCAACAGCUGUGCUGAAAUCUGAGUUUGUGUUCCUCAGUAUUUAAAUGUGAUCUGUUAUUCACAAAUACCAAUCAGAAUUGUGUUGCAUGUUUACGUUUCACUCAAUUGUUUCAGGUCUGCUUUCAAAAGAUAACAUUAAAAAAGAACUUUUGUUCAGUUGAUUUGA